Molecule: messenger RNA, 1680 nt
Organism: Theobroma umbraticum
Lineage: Eukaryota; Viridiplantae; Streptophyta; Magnoliopsida; Malvales; Malvaceae
Product: Cation efflux family protein
Biological process (GO): zinc ion transport; intracellular zinc ion homeostasis; transmembrane transport
Cellular component (GO): endoplasmic reticulum; membrane
Molecular function (GO): monoatomic cation transmembrane transporter activity
Source: RefSeq, a predicted model, not a curated record
AUGCAAACGGCGUGUCGUGUCGUUUCUCGCCUCCUUGGGUCCUCGAAGCACUCUUCUUCCUCCGUCAUUAUCAACUCAUCGUUUAACAAUCUCUCCCAGGUAGUUUUUUUGGAACCCAGUUUGAUACCCCACAAUCAGGACUUUUUUCAAUUUAGAUCUUAUACAAAUAUCGGACCAGCCAGAGGUUUUUCCUCGGUGAAUAGUUCGAGACGUUUCGUUUUGCUGGGUUUUGUAUUGCCCGAGAAUGAUCCCAUCAUUUAUCAGCAUCAUAGACAAUUUUACUCUUCCCAUCGAAGCUUUUUUACAAGGGCUAAACAAAUAAAGAAGAUUGAAAUCAAUGAUCAGCACAGUCAACGAGCUGUUACUACUGCUUUAUGGUGCAACUUCCUUGUCUUUUCUCUCAAGUUUGGGGUCUGGUUAGCUACUUCUAGUCAUGUUAUGUUAGCUGAGAUGGUUCAUUCGAUUGCUGAUUUUGCUAAUCAGGCGCUGCUUGCUUAUGGUCUUAGUAGUUCAAGGCGUGCACCAGAUGCUAUGCAUCCUUAUGGCUAUUCCAAGGAAAGAUUUGUUUGGUCCUUGAUAUCUGCUGUUGGCAUAUUCUGUCUCGGCUCUGGCGCUACAAUUGUUCAUGGAGUUCAAAACCUGUGGACAUCACAUCCCCCAGCUAAUAUUGAAUAUGCAGCUUUGGUGAUAGGUGGUUCAUUUAUGAUUGAAGGUGCUUCUCUUGUUGUUGCCAUACAAGCUGUCAAGAAAGGUGCAGCAGCAGAAGGAAUGAAAGUGAGAGACUAUGUUUGGCGUGGCCAUGAUCCUACGUCUGUUGCAGUCAUGACAGAGGAUGGUGCUGCAGUAACUGGUCUUGCUAUAGCCGCAGCAUCGCUGGUUGCAGUGAAUAUAACUGGGAAUGGAAUUUAUGAUCCCAUAGGCUCCAUUAUAGUCGGUAACCUUCUUGGAAUGGUUGCCAUAUUUCUCAUCCAGCGGAACCGGCAUGCCUUGAUAGGGAGAGCAAUUGAUGAACAUGAUAUGCAGAAGGUUCUCCAUUUCUUGAAGAAUGACCCGGUUGUAGAUGCUUUAUAUGAUUGCAAAAGUGAGGUGAUUGGACCUGGUUUCUUCCGAUUCAAGGCAGAGAUCGAUUUCAAUGGAGUGGUGGUUGUGCAAAAUUAUCUUCACAGAACUGGACGUGAAGAGUGGGCGAGACAGUUUCGAGAAGCUGCAAAGGAGACAGAUGAUUCUGCAUUGCUAAAGAUCAUGUCAAACUAUGGUGAGGAAGUAGUCACCGCUCUAGGAAGUGAAGUUGAUCGGCUAGAAAAGGAGAUCCAAGAACUUGUUCCUGGUAUUCGGCACGUAGAUAUUGAAGCUCACAACCCCAUAGACCUAUCAUCAUGAUCCACAUUUUCAUGCAGCAAUAUUUCCGCCAUAUUUUUCUUGUUUUAUUGAUAAUGGGCAACUAAAAGCAUGCAAUUAAAAUUUUACUGUAUUGUUUGAACUACAGUUUCCGAUUGUCGUGUUAAUAGGGUGGGGGGGAUUUUAUGAACAAUUGCAGUAGGAGAUUGUGACAGCUCUAUAAAUAAGGAAUUUGUAAGUUUAGUAGUUUGUGUUGGGAUUCGAGUUUAUGUUCAAAUAUGAAAAUAAAUAAUUAAUUAAAAAAAUAUAACGUAGUGAAAUAAUAAAUUAACAUUUAAUUUG